This is a messenger RNA of Macrosteles quadrilineatus (aster leafhopper), 882 nucleotides long. RefSeq names its product CCR4-NOT transcription complex subunit 9-like. Lineage: Eukaryota; Metazoa; Arthropoda; Insecta; Hemiptera; Cicadellidae. Gene Ontology annotation, biological process: mRNA catabolic process; negative regulation of translation. Gene Ontology annotation, cellular component: CCR4-NOT core complex; P-body; CCR4-NOT complex. The record is from RefSeq and is a predicted model, not a curated record. The transcript has 5 exons. The coding region runs from base 1 to 882 and encodes 293 amino acids.
AUGAGUUCCCAACAGCUCCCAAAAGAACUUGACGUAGUGGAACAGGUGAAAAUCUAUCAAUGGAUUGACCAACUUUUAAUUCCUGCGAAGAGAGAAGAGGCUAUGUUGGAACUCUGUCGUAGACGUGAUUUGGUGCCGGAAAUGGCGAUCUGGGUGUGGAAUGCGUUUGGGACAAUAGCUGCAUUGGUAGAUGAGAUCAUGAAAAUUUAUCCAGCUGUCAACAUGGCUUAUCUAUCUAGUGGACAGUCAAACCGAGUGUGCUGUGCCCUUGCCUUGCUGCAAUGUGUGGCGUGUCAUCCGGACACUCGUGAUGCCUUCUUUAAAUCACGGAUUUCUCUGUUCCUUUAUCCUUUCCUCAAAACAGAAACAAUGUCUGGGCCAUUUGAAAAUCUACGCUUGACAAGCCUGGGGGUCAUUGGCGCUAUGGCCAAGACUGGUAAAGAAGAAGUGAUCCAUUUCCUGUUAGCCACAGAAAUAACUCCCCUUUGUCUCCGCAUCAUGGAGUCAGGAUCUGAAUUGCCCAAGACUCUCGCAACCUAUAUUCUUACGAUGAUACUCCUCGAUGACACUGGGCUCAAUUUCAUCUGUGGCAAAUACGAACGCUUUUCUGAGGUUGUUCUUGCUUUGAAACAAUUGGUGCACUAUCUGGCCCAGAACCCAUCUCCUCGUCUAUUGAAAUAUGUUGUUCGUUGUUACCUGCGACUCUCAGAAACUGCUCGAGGUAGAGAGGCUCUACGACUCUGUGCGCCAAAAGAGCUACGGGACGAAACUUUCACGUCGUUACCGCAUGUGGACAUGCAAGUUAAACAUUGGCUGUUCAAUUUCAACAGAAACCUGGCCACAAACCAGGUAAUUGGGUCUUCCGGGAUUGUACCACUGUAG